AAAACACAGUUCGCUCUAGUUUCUCUUCCACUCUCUCCACUCUCUCUCUCUCUCAAGGGUUUUAGAUCCAAACAGAAGUUGAAGCGCCCACCCAAAAUCUUCCAUGGCCUCCAAACGCCCAUCUAAGAGCAGCGACGAUGGAAUCUUAUCGCGAAUCUCCGAUCACUCCAUCGUGCGGAAGGGGAAGAGCGCCGGCAAGGCCGCUUGGAUCCUCGGCACCACCGUCAUCAUCCUAGGGAUCCCGCUAGGGAUCCCGCUCAUCAUCAAGAUGGAUCGCGAGGCGCAGCUCAAUGAGGCCGAGCUACAGCAGGCCUCUCUCCUCGGCGGUGCCGCCCCUGGCUUCAUGCCGCCGCCACAGUGAUUUCGAAUGGAAAACCUCCAUCUACUUAGGUGAAUUUGAUGCUGCUCUUCCACUGUCUCUCUCUCUCAAAUAGCAGGGCACGACGCAGGCAGCCCACGGCAGGCUGCAACCGCUCAUCCGCCCUCGGCCGUCGGCCCCUCUCGUUGCCAACCCGCCGCCCUCCGUCUCUAUUGUCGCUGCUCCGCGUUCGUUGCGCUCCCGUAACUGCUCCCCCGUUUGAUUCUCCGAUGUUCGCUGCUCUG
Molecule: messenger RNA, 603 nt
Organism: Salvia miltiorrhiza (redroot sage)
Lineage: Eukaryota; Viridiplantae; Streptophyta; Magnoliopsida; Lamiales; Lamiaceae
Product: mitochondrial import receptor subunit TOM9-2-like
Exons: 2
Coding region: 104-361 (85 amino acids)
Source: RefSeq, a predicted model, not a curated record